This is a messenger RNA of Thrips palmi, 2020 nucleotides long. Its product is annotated as hydroxymethylglutaryl-CoA synthase 1. NCBI's taxonomy places the organism in Eukaryota, Metazoa, Arthropoda, Insecta, Thysanoptera, Thripidae. The record is from RefSeq and is a predicted model, not a curated record. The coding region runs from base 209 to 1585 and encodes 458 amino acids. Gene Ontology annotation, molecular function: hydroxymethylglutaryl-CoA synthase activity. Gene Ontology annotation, biological process: acetyl-CoA metabolic process. The transcript is spliced from 2 exons.
UUGUGCAAGGCGGCGACGCGGCGGGGCGGCGCGGCCACGUAGUGGAGUGGACCCCGACCAGCCGACCACCCAAAACAACGAGGGGACUAGGUUAUGUUUCAACUUUCUCUCCGACGGAGCAGAAGGGAAGCCGCAGCAGACGCUUGCCAGCCUCCGCGCGCGGCACAUCAAGCUCGACAACAAGGCCGACAGUCUCCCCAGCCGAAGCAUGGCGCAGUGGCCGAAGGACGUGGGCAUUCUUGCCAUUGAAGCAAUAUUCCCGGCGCAGUACGUCGAUCAAGAGGACUUGGAGAAAUUUGACAAUGUUUCGGCGGGCAAGUACACCAAGGGCUUGGGCCAAGCCAAGAUGGGCUUCUGCACGGACAGGGAAGACAUCAACUCCCUCUGCCUGACUGUCACAAGCAAUUUGCUGCGUCGCUACAACAUUGACAAGUCUACCAUUGGGCGUUUGGAGGUGGGAACGGAAACAAUUUUGGACAAGUCGAAGAGUGUCAAGACAGUUUUGAUGCAGCUCUUUGAAGAAGAAGGACACACCGACUUGGAGGGCAUUGACUCGAAGAAUGCUUGCUACGGUGGGACAGCUGCCCUGUUCAACUCAUUGAACUGGGUUGAGUCGAGUGCUUGGGAUGGUCGAAAUGCCUUGGUUGUUUGCGGAGACAUUGCUGUAUAUCCAAGGGGAAGUGCGCGUCCCACUGGUGGUGCUGGAGCAAUUGCCAUGUUGGUUGGUCCUAACGCUCCUCUAGUUGUCGACAGAGGAGUUCGUUCCAGUCACAUGCAACAUGUGUACGACUUUUACAAGCCAAAUCCUUUGUCUGAGUACCCGACAGUUGAUGGCCACCUUUCUGUUAAAUGCUACUUGUCAGCUCUAGAUAAAUGCUUCCAAAGAUAUUGUACGAAAGCUGAAAAGAAUCUCGGGAUUAAACAAAUGAGCCUUGACCACUUAGAUGCCAUUUUGUUCCAUUCUCCAUACUGCAAACUUGUAAGGAAGUCUCUUGCACGGUUGGUUUUAAAUGAUUUUGUACGACUGCCUCUGGACACUAAACUCAGCAAAUAUCCACCACUUGCUAAAUUUGCCGGAGUAAAAUUAGAAGAGACCUACACUGACCGUGAUGUAGAAAAGGCAUCCAUUGACAGUAGUGAAGAAAUUUUUGCAAAGAAAACUGCUAAAUCCCUGAGAAUAUCAAAUCAAAAUGGCAACAUGUACACACCAUCCUUAUAUGGUGGUCUCAUAUCGCAUCUAACUAGUCAUUCAGCAUCAGAACUGGCUGGAACACGAUUAGCAUUAUUUUCCUAUGGCUCCGGACUGUCCUCGUCUAUGUUCUCCAUCAAAGUGGCCGCAGAUGGCAAGCCAGGCUCACCGCUCCACAAGCUUGUCAGUCAGUUGGCAUUCAUCAAUCCAAUGCUGGAAAGGAGAACCCGAGUGCCACCAGAAGAUUACACUAAGGUGCUGUCCGACCGGGAGAGCGACCACAAGCUGGCGCCGUACACGCCGUCCGCGCCCAUCGACGCCCUGCUCCCCGGCACCUACUACCUCACGCACGUGGACGAGAUGCACCGGCGCACCUACGCCGUCGUGCCCUCGUAGAGCUCGUACCGCGCCUCGCCGCGCCUAGCGCACUCAGCGCACCCCUCCACUAAACCAAUUAUUUAUUUUGAAAUCGUUUUUGUUGUCUUUGACGAGCUGCCGCGCGCGAGUCCCGCCGGAAGUGAACGUGUUACAUGAAUCUUUUAUUUUCAUCGUUUUCUAUCUUUAUUGUUAUCAUUUUUGUUAUGUUCCUCCAACACUUGCGAGAUCGAACAAAGCUGUUGUUGCGCGGUCUGCUUGGCCUGCUUGGCCGGCCAUGUCAGUGUCAGUCCCCCCGCGGGACGGGAGACGGGAACCAAGGCUCAAGCCCGUAUGGGCGUCCGUAGUGUAGUUGUUGUUGUGCUCGUCGGUGUGGGUGGGUGCGGGAGAUCAUACCGAGUGUAUGUUAUGUCAUGUUUUCCAUGCAUUAAAGUUUACGUUAUGUUUCAACCUUGU